AUGUUGCAGAAGGCUUUCGGUGAAUCGACUAUGUCGCAGAAAAAUGUUUACAAGUGGUACAAAGACUUCAGUGAAGGUAGAGAACGUGUUGAUGACUUGGAACGUCCCGGACGACCAUCAACGUCAACUAAUCAGCAACACGUCAAAAAAAUUAAGGAAUUGGUGCUCGAAAAUCGUCGAUUGUCAAUAAGAGACCUUGUCGAGAUGGUUGGCAUUUCAAUUGGAUCCGUUCAAACAAUUUUGAAAGAUCAUUUGGGCCUUAGAAAAGUCAAAUCUCGUUUGGUGCCAAUUUUGCAUCACGAUAAUGCGCCGUCUCACACGGCAUUGAUUCUUCGUGAGUUUUUCGCCAAAAAUUCCACACAUAUCGUUCCGCAACCGCCUUAUUCACCUGACUUAGCUCCGUGUGACUUUUGGCUAUUUCCCAAACUCAAAAGACCGCUCCGGGGACACCGUUUUGAAUCUAUUGAAGAGAUUAAACGUGAAUCGCUGCGCGCUCUGAAGGCUAUACCGAUAAACGACUUUUUGGCAUGCUUCGAGGAAUGGAAAAAACGUUGGCAUAAGUGCAUUGUAUCGGAGGGGGAAUACUUCGAAGGGGAUGAAAUUGAUUUGGAGGAAUAAAUAAAG
Molecule: messenger RNA, 624 nt
Organism: Trachymyrmex cornetzi
Lineage: Eukaryota; Metazoa; Arthropoda; Insecta; Hymenoptera; Formicidae
Exons: 1
Coding region: 1-618 (205 amino acids)
Molecular function (GO): nucleic acid binding
Source: RefSeq, a predicted model, not a curated record